Messenger RNA from Medioppia subpectinata, 362 nucleotides. The record is from the annotation of a GenBank genome assembly. Lineage: Eukaryota; Metazoa; Arthropoda; Arachnida; Sarcoptiformes; Oppiidae.
AUAGCAUUAGAAAAGGCGGCAAAACAUGUGACAAAUCAACUCUCAGUUGACUUGUUUUGAAACUAAAGAAUCGACGGAUCAGUUGAUUGUGACAAAUGGCACACAAAGUGAUUAUAGUCUCAGCAUUCAAUGGAUGGCAAUCCGGACACCAAUUGUUGCCAAUUAGUGUCCAAACGGAUCCAACAGAUCCGCACACGAAGACACAGUAUUUGAUGGACACGAGUGACAACCAGUUAUACGAAAGCACUCUUCAGACCAACAAAUUUCAGUCAUUUUUGGUGAAUAAUGCCGUCGUUUCGGAUGGCAAUUACUAUGUCUUUACGCCAAUGGAUGUCCUCUUCGUUGUGUUGCCAUCGCUUAUG